AUGGCUUCGACAAAAGCUGUGAUUCUCGUCGGAGGCCCUUCGAGAGGAACUCGCUUCAGGCCCCUUUCGCUGGAUGUCCCCAAGCCACUGUUCGAAGUCGCCGGUCAUCCGAUCAUCUCUCACUCCCUUAAAGCGGUCGCCAAAGUCCCCGGCCUCCGUGAAGUCAUCUUGGUCGGGUACUACGACGAGUCGGUCUUCCGAGACUUCAUCAAGGAUGCCAGUAAAGAAUUCCCACACUUGCGCAUCCAAUAUUUGCGAGAAUACCAGGCCUUGGGUACCGCCGGCGGCCUCUACCAUUUCCGCGACGCUAUCCUCAAGAACAAGCCAGAGCGAUUUUUCGUCCUAAACUCGGACGUCUGCUGCUCCUUCCCGCUGGGCGAAAUGUUGAAACUGUUUGAAGAGAAAGAUGCCGAGGCUGUUAUCCUGGGAACCCGAGUCGGCAAUGACGCUGCCACAAAUUUUGGUUGUAUCGUGUCUGAUUCGCAUACCAAGCGUGUUUUGCAUUACGUUGAGAAGCCGGAAUCUCAUAUUUCAAACCUGAUUAAUUGCGGCGUCUACUUAUUUGCUACCGAAUGUAUCUUCCCUUCCAUCCGCAGUGUCAUCAAGCGCCGUGCAACCCGUCCACGCCUACUCUCCUACCCGUCUUCCGAAAAUCUUGAUUCCUCCUUCAUUGCCGAUGACGAGGAUGCCGAGAAACCAGAGGUUUUGCGCCUCGAGCAGGACAUCCUAUCCGACCUCGCUGAUAGCAACCGGUUCUUCGUGCAUGAAACAAAGGACUUUUGGCGCCAGAUCAAGACUGCGGGCUCUGCAGUGCCAGCAAAUGCAUUGUACUUGCAAAAGGCAUUCCAGACGCAGUCCGACGAACUCACUCCUCCUUCUGCUUUCAUUGUGCCGCCUGUCUAUAUCCACCCCACCGCGCAGGUUGAUCCUACGGCGAAGCUAGGUCCUAACGUGUCCGUUGGGCCGCGGGCUGUGAUUGGUGCUGGUGCACGUGUGAAGGAGUCCAUCAUCUUGGAAGACGCCGAGAUUAAGCAUGAUGCCUGCGUCUUGUACUCGAUCAUCGGCUGGGGUAGCCGCGUGGGUGCCUGGGCGCGUGUUGAAGGCACACCGACACCAGCAGGCAGCCACUCGACAAGCAUCAUCAAGAACGGCGUCAAGGUGCAAAGCAUCACGAUAUUGGGUAAGGAGUGCGGCGUGGGAGAUGAAGUGCGCGUACAGAACUGUGUCUGCCUACCAUAUAAGGAGUUGAAACGGGACGUUUCAAAUGAGGUUAUUAUGUAA
Molecule: messenger RNA, 1281 nt
Organism: Talaromyces atroroseus
Lineage: Eukaryota; Fungi; Ascomycota; Eurotiomycetes; Eurotiales; Trichocomaceae
Product: putative mannose-1-phosphate guanyltransferase
Exons: 4
Coding region: 1-1281 (426 amino acids)
Biological process (GO): biosynthetic process
Cellular component (GO): cytoplasm
Molecular function (GO): transferase activity
Source: RefSeq, a predicted model, not a curated record